UUUACUGUGGUGGUGUCGGUUUGAAACUGUAAUUCAGCAUUUCAUUUCAAUUGUUUACAAUCGUAAUUUCUUGAUUUUGAGUAGUUUAAAGGUUUGCUUUAAUAAAUCUGUGGACUUUCUACAUAAAACAGUGCAAUUUAGGUCUUUGUAUCGUUAUUGUAUUGUAAUUUUUACGUUAAUCGAGUGUAUGAGAAUCUUGAAUCGUUGAGAUCAGAGAACGCAAUGUUGGACGGUGUUUGAAAAUGUGAAUCAAAAUGUGCCGAUGAUUCUUUCAUUCGAAUCUAAAGGACCUUGUUCUGAUUGAAAGACAUUACCGAAAAUGAGGUUUUUGGCGUUUCUUCUAGUGCUUCCAGCAUGUUUUGCACAUCUCAACGUCUAUCUUAGUAGUGCAGAAGUAUUGAGAUUAUUGGGUCUAACAGCUGAGCUGUAUUAUGUAAGAGAUGGCCAAAUCAACUCCUACGCACUUAACUUCGUUGUUCCCGUUCCUGCUAAUAUUGGAGAGUUGCAUUUUUCGUGGCAGAGCUUAACAAGACGACCGUUACCAUACACGCUGCGAGUGGAUGUCAUCUCUCAUCCCGAGGCUUUACACCCGCCAACCUUCAGUAUUCCAAGUACUGGCCUGGUGCCAACUGAACCACAAACGUGGCAAGUGGAUCUGCCCUGUACACACACGGUAGCAGCUGAAGUGGACGUCACCAUCGCCCUUAACAUCUCUACUGGUUCAUCAUCCACGACAUUACAUUUUAGAAGACGUAAAAUAUGCCUAAAAGAUGCUCCACGACCCGCUGUAAGAGUCGAUAAUGCCCCUCAUGCUCCUACUUCUGCUGAUAUAUUCUACGCUGGGGCUGGUUGUGCUGGUGGAGUUAUUAUUUUAGCAGCGGUCGCAGCAGUGGCUUGUCGAGCUCGCGCCAGGAAACUUCGUAGAGCAAGAAGCGAUGAGCAAGAUGCUCACGCGUUCUUACCAGACUCUUCCUGCAAAUCUGCAGCUAGCUAUACAAGCUAUAGGCGUCCAACAUCUUUACCACCGGUUGCUGCUGAAGAAAGGGCUAGAGAUCUACAACAAAGAAUAGCAGAGUUGACAAUACAAAGAUGUCGAGUAAGGCUACGAUCAGUGGCGAUGGAAGGCACAUUCGGUCGUGUAUACAGAGGAACAUACGCAGACGAAGAUGGCAGGGAACAAGAAGUGUUAGUCAAAACUGUGGCUGAACAUGCAUCACAAGUACAGGUGUCACUACUUCUUCAAGAAGGCUGCAUGCUGUACGGGCUUCAUCACGAGCGGGUCCUAUCCGUUCUGGGUGUCAGCAUUGAAGACCAGACGGCACCAUUCAUUCUAUACCCCUGGGGUCCAACCUGGAGAAACCUAAAGCAGUUCCUAUUAGCGUGUCGAGGAGUUGCAGUAGGUGGGGCAACGGGUGCUCCGCCCCCUCCAUUAACAACUCAACACGUGGUCAGAAUGGCACUUCACGCCUUAGAUGGACUUUCCUAUCUACAUUCGCAACACGUACUGCAUAAGGACAUCGCUGCAAGGAAUUGCGUAGUUGACGAGAAUCUACGUGUCAUGAUAGGUGACAACGCGUUAUGUAGAGACCUCUUCCCAGCUGACUACCACUGUUUAGGAGAUAAUGAAAACAGACCCAUCAAAUGGCUGGCUCUUGAGACACUCUCAAAGAAGCAGUUCAGUCCAGCAUCAGAUGUGUGGGCGUUGGGAGUACUUCUAUGGGAAUUGACGACGCUGGCACAUCAGCCAUAUGCGGAAGUCGAUCCAUUUGAAGUUGCUGCGUAUUUGAGAGAUGGUUAUAGAUUGCAGCAACCGGCCAAUUGUCCGGACGAAUUGUUCGCAGUAAUGGCCUACUGCUGGGCGAUGUCACCAGACGACAGACCAACGCUUCCACAACUGCAAAUAUUUUUACGUGACUUCCACGCUCAACUUACGAGAUUCGUCUAGACUUGAAUGUUUAACCAAAGACAAUAGUGAAGUGUCAGUGCGUUACCAAUGGCCUUAGCCUAAGUAAGGUUUUACUGUAACUGUAGCACUUUGCGAUUGAUUUUUCAUAAUACAGUUUUCAAGACAAAUCUUAUUCGACCAAUGCACGUUAGUGCUUUCUUUAGUUAUUAAACAGACUCUUUGUAACCAUGGUUACUGUGUAUGUAACCAUGGCGACACGGUGCCGGCUUUAUAACGCCAUAUGUAUUCACUUGUUAUAUUGUAACUACGGAUGUAUUCUACCAACCGGUAAAUUAAAUAUUUUUAACGUAGACAGUGCUAUGACAGUGACUUUUGGCACUACGUACUUGAAUCUGACAUAUAACUGAAGCCUUUUGAGAGCUAAGGCCCAGGAUAAUGCCGUAAGACUGAUAGUGUAAGAUAGAUAUCAUCACGUGUUUUUGCUUCUGUUCUUGGUACAGAUAAAAGGCAUUAAGAAUCUCUGUGUAAAUUGCUUGAAAAUUACAAUUAAAUUAUAUUUCUGAAUACACAUAUACAUACUUAAUGUCGUGUCCAAGAAAUGAUUUAAAAUGGGGAAAAUAUUGAAUUGAAUUUUUUAAUAAGGAUUUUUUAAAUAAUUACGUUAUACAUAAAUAAAGAACGAUAAGAAUACGAUAUGCUUACCGAAUGUAUGAACGAUAUCCAUAAUUUGAAAGAAAUGUGGUUUUUAAUGCAGACCAUAUAUAAUUUAAAAAUAUCUUUAAAGAAUUUAUUUAUAAACCGAUCUAAUAGUUUUGGUAGGUUUGGGUCAAACGUUCAACGUCGCCGUUUGACUUUUCACGCACAAAGCUAUGAAAUCCAUUCCAUUGUUAAAAUAAUAAAUGAUAACUUCAAUCUUUUUAGUUUAAAGUCUAACGAUAUUUUCCAAUCACUCGUGAGUCUAGUAAAAACUGAAUUUUAUUCAAAUAUGUUACGUAAAAGGCUAAGUAUAGCUUUGGAUCCUUAAUUCGGUAAAUAUAACGUAUUUUUCAAUGUAUGUAAAAAAUUUCGAACGACACAAUUGACACAGAGAAAUUUUGGCGCUUCGCCCUAAUCUAGAACUCAAGCAAAAAUAUGUGGUUUGUUACUGCCAUAUUAGAUAUAAAUGUAAAUAAAUAUUGAUGUGCCUCAAAUAUUGUAAAUUUAAUAGUACAAGACAAUAUAAAUGUAUGAUUGUUUGGAAUGGGAACCAUUUGGAAGGGUAAUGCUGGAUGCAAUAUGUCACGUUAAUUAAUACAUAUUAAAUUGAAUUUAUAAAAAUAUAUCCAUCGAACAGUUUUAACAAACGCUUUCAUCGUAAAUUCAAAAGGAAAGAGACGAUAGUUUAAAUGUGUGAUUCCUGUCGAAAGUGGAUUAGAUUUUGACUAUCCUCAAAACAAAAAUUGCUAAAUCAUUUGACUUUUUAAAUAUUAGCUAUAAUACUAGUUUCCAUUCAUUGUUAUAAUUAAUUCAAUUAUAAAAAAACAGAAAUAAGUUUUUUUUACUUGAACGGGGGGCAAACUGGCAGGAUGCUCACGUGAGGAUAAGUGAUACGGUAUCAACACUGCCAAAACACUCGCAAGUGUGUUGCCGGCGUUUUAAGAAUUGCUAUACUUUUCUUUAAGGACCUUAAAUCGUAGUAGAAAACUGAUUUAAAAUACGCUCGGUUGUGAAACGACGGACGUUGAGGGGAUACGGAUGGAAUUCUGCCUCGACGUCCGAUGAUGAAACUCUGCAGGAAUUAAUGCAAAUAAUUCUCUAGUUUUCUUCAGUCAAUAAUUGUUCUCUACAGUAUUCCUUCCAGGUGGUGUUAGAACCCAUCCUAUAUAUUAAGUGCCAAAAUUGUGCCAAUUUUGAAAAACCCAAUAGAAAUCUUAAUCAAAUUAUCUGUUUAUCUUAAGAAAGUUUAGCAUUUUGGUAAAACGGUUUACAGACACGCCAUAUUUGGUAUACCUUGUACCAGUAUUAUUAGUAGCCAGCAUAAAAUUUUGCGACGAAGGUUGUUGUAACUUUUAAUAUGUUUAUAUAAAUCUUUCUUUUUUUAAUAAAUUAUUAAUUUUAUUUAUCCUAUAUGUGAAGUAAGUUUGAGUUUUUGAAGUUAAAAAAAUGUGGCGCGUCUUAGUAAAACUUGUAAAAAAUAUCGAGAAUUGUACGAAAAAUUAUGAAGACAUGUAUAAACGCUAUAGAUAAUUUAUUUCUUGUGUAAGUACAUAAAGACUAUGUAUAUGUA
This is a messenger RNA of Pieris brassicae (large cabbage white), 4172 nucleotides long. RefSeq names its product tyrosine-protein kinase Drl (gene dnt). Lineage: Eukaryota; Metazoa; Arthropoda; Insecta; Lepidoptera; Pieridae. Gene Ontology annotation, molecular function: ATP binding; protein kinase activity. Gene Ontology annotation, biological process: multicellular organism development; positive regulation of kinase activity; cell surface receptor protein tyrosine kinase signaling pathway. The record is from RefSeq and is a predicted model, not a curated record. The transcript has 6 exons. Gene Ontology annotation, cellular component: signaling receptor complex. The coding region runs from base 320 to 1945 and encodes 541 amino acids.